AAGGGGUGCAGUUUUUCCGAACAGCCAGGUCAUGUCAUUAAAGAUGGAAAUGGAUGCCAGUGGAGCGUCCAGGGCACCCAUAUCUGUUCUGCCUGCAGCUGAGGUCAAAAGCACCCUGAAGCCUGAAGCCGAUAAACCCCGCUGCUCCAGCACUCCCUGCUCCCCCAUUAAAAGUACUGUCUCAGGAUACCAGAUCCUUCACAUGAACUCCAACUAUCUCGUGGGCUUUACAACUGGCGAGGAGCUUCUCAAAUUAGCCCAGAAAUGGUCAAGUCCUGACAGCAGCAACACAGAGGCCUUGCCCAGCCCCAUUAAAAAGCCUGUGGAUUUAGGUCUGCACCGAGCCUCACGGAUUUACAAAGCCAAAAGCCGUUACUACCAACCGUACGACAUCCCAGCCGUCAAUGGGCGAAGGAGGCGGCGCAUGCCCAGCUCAGGCGACAGCUGCCUGAAGUCCAUAGUGAGCGGGGAGCCAAGCAAGGCUUUACACGGGCCCCUGCCUCUCUGCCUGUUGAAGGGCAAACGGGUUUACUCCAAGUCCCUGGACUACCUCAACCUGGACAAGAUGAGCCUCAGGGAGCCGGUGGACACAGAGGUGCUGCAGUACCAGCUGCAGCAUCUGAAUUUGCGGGGUGAGCGCGUAUUCACCCGCAACAAAACAUGAGUUCUCACGUCAACCUUCACCUGCCCACGGUUGUCUGACU
Molecule: messenger RNA, 704 nt
Organism: Danio rerio (zebrafish)
Lineage: Eukaryota; Metazoa; Chordata; Actinopteri; Cypriniformes; Danionidae
Gene: macir
Product: macrophage immunometabolism regulator
Source: RefSeq, marked validated